Microtus ochrogaster (prairie vole) is the source of this 3275-nucleotide messenger RNA. RefSeq names its product checkpoint with forkhead and ring finger domains (gene Chfr). Gene Ontology annotation, molecular function: protein binding; ubiquitin-protein transferase activity. Gene Ontology annotation, cellular component: nucleus. Lineage: Eukaryota; Metazoa; Chordata; Mammalia; Rodentia; Cricetidae. The record is from RefSeq and is a predicted model, not a curated record. Gene Ontology annotation, biological process: protein ubiquitination; ubiquitin-dependent protein catabolic process; mitotic cell cycle checkpoint signaling.
UGAGGGACCCGAGAUGUCUGUUGACAGCGGCGGAGGCUGUGUGGCCGGUUCCGGACUCCGCGCAGGGCGGGGGAUGUGAGUCCUAUGGAGCUACCAGUGGAAGACGAGCCGCAGCUACCGCAGGAGCCCUGGGGGAGGCUCCUUCGUCUAGGCGCGGAGGAGGACGAACCGCAAAUCCUUCUGUGGAAACGCGAGUGGACCAUCGGAAGGAGGAGAGGCUGUGACCUCUCUUUUCCCAGCAAUAAACUGGUCUCUGGAGACCACUGUAAACUUACAGUGGAUAAAAAAUCUGGUCAGGUGACAUUGGAAGAUACCAGCACCAAUGGAACAGUGAUCAACAAGCUGCAAGUUGUUAAGAAGCAGACUUACCCUUUGCAGAGUGGGGAUGUCAUCUAUUUGGUAUACAGGAAGAAUGAACCAGAACACAAUGUGGCAUACCUCUAUGAAUCUUUAAAUGAAAAACAAAGCUUGCCUCAAGAAUCCUUUGAAGCCAAUAAAGAAAAUAUGUUCCAUGUGACCAAAGAUUCCUCAGGUCUGGGGCAGGGUGAUGACCUCCAGGUUCCACCAUUGUCACCCAUGGCUGAAACAUGCUUAGAGGAACCACAGCCAUCAACAUCGACAUCAGACCUCUUCCCCUUGGCCUCUACCUCUUCUGUGGAGUCAGAGCUGACCUCUGCAGGGCAAAAACAUUCCUCUAGCUCUGGACUUGGGAAAGCAGGCAUCUCCCCAAAAGAAUGUAGUCCACUUGUUGCAAAUCAUGAACUCUCUAGCCUUUCUCCAGUUCUCCAAGACAAAGAAGCAUCCUUCUCUUUGUUGGAAACUGAAGACAAUGAGGAAUUGGAGCCUGCCAAAAAAAAGACAAAAGGAGAUGAAGAGAUUGACUUGAACCUGCAGUUAUUGGUUGCAGACCAGUGUGGAAAUGCCCAAACCUCAUGUGAGGAUGUCAGAGUUGCCUCUGUGAAGCCAGACAAGAUGGAGGAGACACUAACAUGCAUCAUCUGUCAAGAUCUUCUGCAUGACUGUGUGAGUUUGCAGCCUUGUAUGCACACAUUUUGUGCGGCUUGCUACUCUGGCUGGAUGGAGCGUUCAUCUCUGUGCCCUACCUGCCGAUGUCCAGUGGAGCGCAUCUGCAAAAACCACAUCCUGAACAACCUCGUGGAAGCAUACCUUAUCCAGCACCCAGAUAAGAGUCGCAGUGAAGAAGAUGUGAGGAGUAUGGAUGCAAGGAAUAAAAUCACUCAAGAUAUGCUGCAGCCCAAAGUCAGGAGGUCUUUCUCUGAUGAAGAGGGGAGUUCAGAGGACCUGCUAGAGCUAUCAGAUGUUGAUAGUGAAUCCUCAGACAUCAGUCAGCCAUAUAUUGUAUGCCGACAGUGUCCUGAAUACAGAAAGCAAGCAGUGCAGUUUCUUCCUUGCCCAGUCCCAGAUAGCGAGCUGGGAGCUACACAGGCCCUUGGUGGGGAAGCACCAUCAACCUCUGCCAGCUUACCAACAGCAGCCCAGGAUUAUAUGUGCCCUCUUCAAGGAAGCCACGCCAUUUGCACCUGCUGCUUCCAGCCUAUGCCUGACCGAAGAGCUGAACGUGAGCAGGAUUCCCGUGUUGCCCCUCAGCAGUGUGCAGUAUGCCUGCAACCCUUCUGCCAUUUGUAUUGGGGCUGCACCCGGACUGGCUGCUUUGGCUGCUUGGCCCCUUUCUGUGAGCUCAACCUGGGGGACAAGUGCUUGGAUGGGGUGCUGAACAACAACAACUAUGAGUCGGACAUCCUAAAGAAUUACCUGGCAACCAGAGGUCUGACUUGGAAAAAUAUGUUGGCAGAGAGUCUCCUGGCUCUACAGCGGGGCGUAUUUCUCUUAUCUGAUUACAGAAUCACUGGAAAUACUGUGUUGUGUUACUGCUGUGGUCUGCGUAGCUUCCGAGAGCUCACCUACCAGUAUCGGCAGAACAUUCCUGCUUCUGAGUUGCCAGUGACUGUAACAUCCCGUCCUGAUUGCUACUGGGGCCGGAACUGUCGCACUCAAGUGAAGGCUCACCAUGCAAUGAAAUUCAACCACAUCUGUGAACAGACAAGGUUCAAGAAUUGAGCAUUGGAAGAUACACAUAAAGCAGUUACAGAGCACAGGAGGCAACAAAACUAUGUUUUUUUUUUUAAAAAAAAUAUCAUAUACAAAUACUUUAAGGGCAUUUUUAAGAGUUCUCCUUUUACAGUUCCAGCACUGGAGUUUCUGGUCAGGCACUCCGGUGUAUAUGGCUUUUCCCUUCAGUGACAUACACAACACAUGCACACCAUAUGCCCCAGUAAUGUAAGAGGCCUACACACACACACACACACACACACACACACACACACACACACCAUAUGUGUGCACAUGUGCCCAUACACAUUCAAAGACCAUUUUUUCCUAGUAACUUGGGAAGCCUACUGGCCACACUGACUUCCUAGUCAGUACAGGAAAAUCAGCAGACCAAGAGAGAGCUCCCACUAGAUGGCUCUCCCCUCGUGUGUGGUGAGGCGGUGACAGUGCAGGUUUAUACUUUUGUAUCUUUUAUAUCUUAUACCUUGACUACAGCUAAAAUUUAAAAGUUUCAUGGGAAAAAGGGUCAGCUAUGUCAGAAGCAUUCUAUGUAAGGAAAGGAAGCAUAAGUUUACAGCCUCCAGGGAUGUAUAGGAUAGUCUGUCUGGAAAGCCGCAUGGCCUUUUCUAUAUUUUUUAUUUCAAUAGGUUUGGUGCUUAUCUUCUAGUAAGAAUUAAAUAUUAAAAACUGUAGCACAAAUAUUAUAAUUUACAAAUUGACUGAAAUUGGGAAUAGUCUGAUAUUUGAAAGAAUGAGCAUAUGUUCCUGUAUUUAAAAAAAAAAAAAAAAAAACAUUAAGUGUCCAAAACUGCUCAUCCUGAGGAAGACUUCUUGAGUAUCCAGGUCCUUGAUAGGGUGGCAGGUGAAGCCUCUGCCCUUAGCCCUCCAGUCCCUGAGAACAGCCCCCUCUGAAACCCUAGAUGGCUCCAUACUGAUAGAACCUCUGCUUUCCAAGCCCUGUGCUUGGGCACUAGGUUUGUCAUGUCAUCUAGAAUAAUACUUGAAAUUUUGUUUUUCAGUUUUUUUAAAGUUUUUUUUAAUCUUUUAUUGAAAUCACCUGUUAUGUUUGUUUGCAAUCUGCUAACUUUUUGCUUCUCAGGAAUACAAUUUUCAACUGUUGUCUUGCUCUUGAUACAGACUGAGAGGCAGCACUCUGUAUUUGUGGGAGGUUCUCUUUUUUUUGAUUCUAAUAAAUGAGUUGUGUU